Molecule: messenger RNA, 1338 nt
Organism: Apaloderma vittatum (bar-tailed trogon)
Lineage: Eukaryota; Metazoa; Chordata; Aves; Trogoniformes; Trogonidae
Product: lanosterol 14-alpha demethylase-like
Exons: 9
Molecular function (GO): monooxygenase activity; iron ion binding; heme binding
Source: RefSeq, a predicted model, not a curated record
AAAUACCCACCUUAUGUUUCAUCAGGCAUCCCUUUCCUUGGACACACAAUUGCAUUUGGAAAAAAUCCCACGGAAUUUUUGGAAAGUGCUUACAAGAAGUAUGGACCCGUGUUCAGUUUCACUCUACUUGGCAAGCCAAUAACAUACUUAGUGGGUAGUGAUGCUGCUGCUCUGCUCUUCAAUAGUAAAAAUGAUGAUUUGAACGCAGAGGAUGUAUACUCUCGGAUGACUGUACCGGUUUUUGGCAAGGGAGUCGUAUAUGAUGUCCCUAAUACGGUAUUUUCGGAACAAAAGAGGAUGAUGAGAACUGGGCUAAGUAUUGCUCAAUUGAAACGGCAUGUGACUGUGAUUGAAGAAGAAACAAAGGAGUAUUUCAAAGCAUGGGGAGAGAGUGGAGAAAAAAACCUACUUGAAGCUCUUUCAGAACUUAUCAUUUUGACAACAAGUCAUUGCUUACAUGGGAAGGAAAUAAGGAGCUUACUGAAUGAGAAGAUGACUCAGCUGUAUGCUGAUUUGUAUGGCGGUUUUAGUAAUGCUGCCUGGCUUCUUCCAGGUUGGCUGCCUCUGCCGAGCUUCAGACGUCGAGAUCGAGCACACAAAGAAAUAAAGAAUAUUUUACACAAGGUUAUCCAGGAACGGCGGAAGUCUAAGGAAAAGGAGGACGACAUGCUCCAAGCCCUACUUGAUGCUUCAUACAAGGAUGGCCGUCAGCUGACAGAUGAUGAAAUCGCAGGAUUGCUUAUUGUGAUGCUGGUGGCGGGGCAUCACACAUCUGCCGCCACAAGUGCCUGGUUUGGCUUCUUCAUGGCCGGGAACAAGUCGGUACAGGAACAGUGCUAUGCAGAACAAAAAGCAGUUUGUGGGGAUGACUUGCCACCGUUAACUUACGAGCAGCUUGAGCAUUUCAGUUUGCUGGAUCGUUGUCUGAAAGAAACUUUUAGGCUUAGACCCCCUGUAAUGGCGAUUCUGAGAUUGUCCAGAACUCCCCAAACUGUUGCUGGAUAUGAUAUCCCACCUGGACAUCAGGUUUGUGUGUCCCCCAGCAUUAACCACAGGCUCAGGGGCACCUGGAAAGACGCUCUAGACUUCAAGCCUGACCGGUACCUCCAAGAUAACCCAGCAACUGGAGAGAAAUUUGCAUACAUCCCAUUUGGUGCUGGCCGUCAUCGCUGUGUUGGAGAAAACUUUGCUUACGUUCAUAUUAAGACUAUUUGGUCUACUUUGCUUCGUUUGUAUGAAUUUGAUCUCAUCGAUGACUAUUUUCCGACUAUAAAUUAUGCGGUGAUGAUACCCUCACCUCAGAACCCCAUUAUCAGAUAUAAGAGGAGGUCACCCUAA